Williopsis jadinii is the source of this 1048-nucleotide messenger RNA. RefSeq lists its product as uncharacterized. The transcript has a single exon. The record is from RefSeq and is a predicted model, not a curated record. Bases 186 to 764 code for a protein of 192 amino acids. Lineage: Eukaryota; Fungi; Ascomycota; Saccharomycetes; Phaffomycetales; Wickerhamomycetaceae.
AGAUUUUAAUUUGCUAUACGUAUCACACAGGUCAUUUCAUUUGAACUGCAGAUAGCUCGGUCGACAUACCUCUCGAUCCGUACAGUUCUACUUACAAAGACUGCUUUCCAACAUUUCGGAAGUAUAAGUGGCUGUUGUUCCCACCUCUCACUUUCUCACGGCUUUUAAUUUAUAAUCUGAAAGUUAUGAAGAGAAAAUAUAAUACUAUGGAGCUUCCACCGUCGCCGGAAUCUUCAGGAUACGAGGAAGAAGAGAACCUGGUAAUAAACCACAACAGAAGAAAACGGUCACGGGACCAGAGAAUCAACCACGAUUUUAACGACCUGGUUGAAGAUUCCCUGUUAGACUUUGUCCAACGUGAUGGAGAAACUGUGAGAAGAAAAUUUAGGUCUCACGGUAAGCCGCUAGUGCUGGUAUUCUUUGGCAUUAUGAAUGGAUACCUUGAUGAUAUUAACGAGAAUUACGAAUCCUUGGUGAAGCAUUACGAUGCCAAUAUUAUAGGUAUAUCCUCAAACGUCUCCGAAAACAGCUACAGAUUUCCUUUGAUCAACAGUACAAUGGCUAUGAGGAAUUUCAACGUACUGGACCCUGUGGGAGGUGGAGUUUAUCCAAGAGAUGUGAUGUUCGUCUUUGACAGAUUUGGGAAACAGAAAUUGGAGAUUCCAAUAAAGCAUAUGAAUAGGUUUGUAUUCAACGAGUCAAUAAGCAAUGUGUUGGCUGAAGCACUCGAACAUGUUACGAAUGAAAUGGUGUACAAUUAUUGAUUCAAUAUCUAACGGGAAGUUUCAUGCAUAAUAACCAGUGGCCAGCUUGCAAUCUUGUGUUAACUAGGGUAAAAAAUUUCAUUAGCAUUCAUUUCGUAUGAUUUAAAAUCUCUGUAAUGUUUUAGCUAUGUAGAAUCUGGAUCUCCCUUUCAAAGAUGUCUUAUCUUGGUGUUUUGCUUUGCGUAGCUUCCAUUUUCGGUGACUUUUCAUCAAUUCCACAACUCUUGACAGACAUGUAGAUGUCAAUCUCGGAGUGACUAGUUCACUGACUCGGUGACUCCAAA